AUGGAUUUUCUCGAAGGAUUUACCUAUGAGCAUGUCAAUUUCAUAUUUUCUGGUACUACAUAUCUUCAGGAGAUCACAAACUCUACAAUCAACACAUAUGCGCAUAAAGAGGUUCAGAAUCAAACAACUGUGAGAUCAUCUGUUUUGGAUGUUCUUUUGGAGAUAACAAAAUUAGGUGACCUUUAUCUCAUGGAAACAGUCUUAGAUGAUGAAAGUGAGAAAAAGGUUAUUAUUGCAUUAAAAAAUGUUGGGAUUUUUACAUCGGGUGAUUUUUACAUCCUUGUUUGA
Molecule: messenger RNA, 288 nt
Organism: Lactuca virosa
Lineage: Eukaryota; Viridiplantae; Streptophyta; Magnoliopsida; Asterales; Asteraceae
Source: the annotation of a GenBank genome assembly